Messenger RNA from Eucalyptus grandis, 5787 nucleotides. Its product is annotated as clathrin heavy chain 1. Bases 148 to 5352 code for a protein of 1734 amino acids. Lineage: Eukaryota; Viridiplantae; Streptophyta; Magnoliopsida; Myrtales; Myrtaceae. Gene Ontology annotation, biological process: receptor-mediated endocytosis; intracellular protein transport. The record is from RefSeq and is a predicted model, not a curated record. The transcript is spliced from 29 exons. Gene Ontology annotation, molecular function: clathrin light chain binding; structural molecule activity. Gene Ontology annotation, cellular component: plasma membrane; clathrin coat of trans-Golgi network vesicle; chloroplast.
CAUAACCACCUCUGCAUCGGGCACCAGCGCAGAUCUCUCUCUCUCUCCCCCUCCCCCGGCGCUCAGGGUUUCCAUCGCUGCACCAGAUCUGCGCAGCGGCUCCACCGCUCCCCGCCGGGCCUCCUCCCCCGCCCAGAUCUCGCAGCCAUGGCCGCGGCCAACGCCCCGAUCGCCAUGAAGGAGGCUCUCACGCUUCCCAGCGUUGGCAUCAAUCCGCAGUUCAUCACGUUCACCCACGUCACCAUGGAGUCGGACAAGUACAUUUGCGUUCGGGAGACGUCGCCCCAGAACAGCGUGGUCAUUAUCGACAUGAGCAUGCCCAACCAGCCUCUCAGGAGGCCCAUCACUGCGGACUCCGCUCUCAUGAACCCUAAUUCUAGAAUCCUCGCUCUUAAAGCUCAACUUCCGGGAACCACACAAGAUCACUUGCAAAUAUUUAACAUUGAGAUGAAAGCGAAAAUGAAGUCCCAUCAAAUGCCGGAGCAGGUUGUCUUUUGGAAAUGGAUUACUCCUAAAAUGUUGGGUUUAGUUACACAAACCUCAGUUUAUCACUGGUCAAUCGAAGGUGAUUCUGAGCCUGUGAAAAUGUUUGAGAGAACAGCUAAUCUGGUGAACAAUCAGAUUAUUAACUACCGAUGUGAUCCUUCUGAGAAGUGGCUGGUUUUGGUCGGCAUUGCUCCAGGCUCCCCGGAGAGGCCACAAUUGGUCAAGGGGAACAUGCAACUUUUCUCCGUGGAUCAGCAGCGUAGUCAAGCCCUUGAAGCGCAUGCUGCAGCAUUCGCCUCAUUCAAAGUCCCGGGAAAUGAGAAUCCUUCUACACUCAUAAGCUUUGCGACGAAAGCCAUUAAUGCUGGACAGGUUACAUCGAAGUUACAUGUCAUUGAACUGGGUGCCCAACCAGGAAAGGCAUCCUUCACAAAGAAGCAAGCAGAUCUUUUCUUUCCUCCAGAUUUUGCCGAUGACUUUCCUGUUGCAAUGCAGAUAUCUCACCAAUAUGGUUUGAUAUAUGCGAUUACCAAGCUUGGGCUGUUGUUUGUGUAUGACUUGGAGACUGCAACUGCAGUAUACAGAAACAGAAUUAGUCCAGAUCCGAUAUUUUUGACAGCUGAAGCUUCGUCUAUUGGAGGAUUUUAUGCCAUCAAUAGACGAGGACAGGUUCUACUUGCUACUGUAAAUGAGGCUACGAUCGUACCCUUUGUCAGUGGCCAGUUAAACAACUUGGAGCUUGCUGUCAAUCUUGCCAAAAGAGGAAAUCUUCCUGGUGCAGAGCAGCUGGUUGUCCAAAGGUUCCAAGAACUGUUUGCCCAGACAAAGUACAAAGAAGCUGCUGAGCUUGCUGCUGAGUCUCCACAAGGAAUUUUACGCACCCCUGAUACGGUCGCGAAGUUUCAGAGCGUCCCUGUGCAAUCUGGGCAGACACCACCUCUGUUGCAGUACUUUGGCACCCUUCUUACUAGAGGAAAGCUUAAUGCAUUUGAAUCAUUGGAACUAUCGCGGCUUGUUGUGAACCAAAACAAGAAGAACCUAUUGGAGAAUUGGCUUGCAGAGGACAAGCUAGAAUGCAGCGAGGAACUUGGAGACCUUGUGAAGACUGUGGAUAAUGAUCUUGCGUUGAAAAUAUACAUCAAAGCCAGAGCAACUCCAAAAGUUGUUGCAGCUUUUGCUGAACGGAGAGAGUUUGACAAAAUUCUGAUAUACUCAAAGCAGGUGGGGUAUAACCCUGAUUAUUUGUUUCUCUUGCAAACAAUCCUCCGAACAGAUGCACAGGGCGCCUUGAAUUUUGCUUUGAUGAUGUCUCAAAUGGAGGGAGGAUGUCCAGUUGACUACAAUACAAUUACAGAUCUCUUUCUUCAGAGAAAUUUGAUCCGUGAAGCAACAGCCUUUCUGUUAGAUGUUUUGAAGCCAAAUCUUCCAGAGCAUGGUUUUCUUCAAUCAAAGGUCCUUGAAAUCAAUCUGGUCACUUUCCCUAAUGUUGCUGAUGCAAUCUUGGCCAACGGAAUGUUUAGCCACUAUGAUCGUCCUCGAAUUGCCCAGCUUUGUGAAAAAGCUGGUCUUUAUGUUCGAGCAUUGCAACACUAUUCAGAACUCCCAGAUAUCAAACGUGUAAUUGUGAAUACCCAUGCUAUUGAGCCACAGGUAAUCAUGAAUAGCCAUGCCUCUGCUGCUAUCUUAUUAGAUUUUUGUAUUAGUAAACUGCUACUGAUCUUUUUAAGUAAUUUGCAGUCACUGGUGGAGUUUUUUGGCACCCUUUCACGGGAAUGGGCUUUAGAGUGCAUGAAGGACCUUUUACUGGUUAAUCUCCGAGGAAACCUUCAGAUAAUAGUACAGGUUGCCAAAGAAUACUGUGAGCAGCUGGGCGUUGAGCCCUGCAUAAAGAUUUUUGAGCAAUUCAAGUCUUAUGAAGGACUGUACUUUUUCCUGGGUUCAUACUUGAGCUCCAGUGAGGACCCUGACAUUCAUUUCAAGUAUAUUGAGGCCGCCGCUAAAACCGGUCAAAUUAAAGAGGUUGAACGAGUGACUAGAGAAUCAAACUUCUAUGACCCAGAAAAGACAAAAAACUUCUUAAUGGAGGCCAAGCUUCCGGAUGCACGUCCCCUUAUCAAUGUCUGUGAUCGAUUUGGGUUUGUGCCUGAUCUCACUCACUACCUUUAUACCAACAACAUGCUCCGUUAUAUUGAAGGUUAUGUCCAGAAGGUGAACCCUGGGAACACUCCCUUAGUAGUGGGACAGUUGCUUGAUGACGAGUGCCCAGAAGACUUUAUCAAAGGCUUAAUUCUGUCUGUUCGUUCUCUGCUUCCGGUGGAGCCCCUGGUGGAUGAAUGUGAAAAAAGGAAUCGUCUGCGGUUACUUACUCAAUUCCUGGAGCAUCUUGUGAGUGAGGGAAGCCAAGAUGUACAUGUUCAUAAUGCCCUGGGUAAAAUAAUUAUAGACAGCAACAACAAUCCGGAACACUUCCUCACCACCAACCCAUACUACGAUUCCCGUGUAGUGGGUAAAUACUGUGAAAAACGCGAUCCCACUCUAGCAGUUGUAGCUUACCGGAGAGGCCAAUGUGAUGAGGAGCUUAUCAAUGUAACUAACAAGAACUCUUUGUUCAAGUUACAAGCCAGGUAUGUGGUUGAGAGAAUGGAUGGUGAUCUGUGGGAGAAGGUUCUAAACCCUGAGAAUGAAUAUAGGAGACAGCUGAUUGAUCAGGUUGUAUCUACAGCAUUGCCUGAAAGCAAAAGUCCAGAGCAAGUGUCUGCAGCUGUUAAAGCCUUCAUGACAGCUGAUCUCCCACAUGAACUGAUUGAGCUCUUGGAGAAAAUUGUUCUGCAGAACUCUGCAUUCAGUGGGAACUUUAACCUACAGAACCUGCUUAUCCUUACUGCUAUUAAGGCAGACCCAUCAAGAGUAAUGGAUUAUGUCAAUAGACUUGAUAACUUUGAUGGGCCUGCUGUUGGAGAAGUCGCUGUGGAAGCCCAACUCUAUGAGGAAGCCUUUGCAAUUUUCAAAAAGUUCAACAUGAAUGUUCAGGCUGUUAAUGUCUUGUUGGACAAUAUUAGAAGCAUUGAGCGAGCUGUGGAGUUUGCAUUCAGGGUCGAAGAAGAGGCUGUUUGGAGCCAGGUGGCUAAAGCUCAGUUGAGGGAGGGUCUGGUGAGUGAUGCAAUUGAGUCGUUUAUUCGGGCAGAUGAUGCGACUCAAUUUUUGGAUGUUAUUCAAGCUGCUGAGAAUGCAAAUGUCUACCAUGACUUGGUGAAGUACCUUCUAAUGGUUAGGCAGAAGGCAAAAGAGCCAAAAGUGGACAGUGAACUUAUUUAUGCAUAUGCAAAGAUUGAUAGAUUGGGUGAAAUUGAAGAAUUUAUUCUCAUGCCUAAUGUGGCCAAUCUACAAAAUGUUGGUGAUCGACUGUUUGAUGAAGCUUUAUAUGAGGCUGCUAAGAUCAUAUUUGCCUUUAUCUCGAACUGGGCCAAGUUGGCAUGCACACUGGUGAAACUGAGACAAUUCCAAGGUGCUGUUGAUGCAGCACGAAAAGCCAACAGUGCAAAGACGUGGAAGGAAGUCUGUUUUGCUUGUGUUGAUGCUGAGGAGUUCCGCUUAGCUCAAAUAUGUGGUCUGAACAUCAUUGUCCAGGUGGAUGACCUCGAAGAAGUCAGCGAAUACUAUCAGAACAGAGGAUGCUUUAAUGAGCUUAUCUCACUUAUGGAGAGUGGCUUGGGGCUAGAGCGUGCACAUAUGGGCAUUUUCACUGAAUUGGGAGUUCUUUAUGCUAGAUACCGUCAUGAGAAGCUUAUGGAGCACAUCAAGCUCUUUUCUACACGUCUCAACAUUCCAAAACUUAUCAGAGCUUGUGAUGAGCAACAACAUUGGAAGGAGCUUACCUAUUUGUACAUUCUAUAUGAUGAGUUUGAUAAUGCUGCAACUACCAUAAUGAACCACUCUCCAGAAGCAUGGGAUCACAUGCAAUUUAAAGAUGUUAUUGUCAAAGUUGCUAGUGUUGAACUCUACUAUAAGGCUGUGCACUUCUACUUGCAAGAACAUCCAGAUCAGAUAAAUGAUGUUCUAAAUGUGCUUGCACUGCGAGUGGACCAUACACGUGUUGUUGACAUCAUGCGAAAGGCUGGUCACCUGCGUCUUGUGAAGCCGUACAUGGUUGCAGUUCAAAGCAAUAAUGUGUCUGCUGUGAAUGAGGCUUUGAAUGAGAUUUAUGUGGAAGAGGAAGACUAUGAUCGACUACGUGAAUCUAUUGAUUUGCAUGAUAACUUUGAUAUGAUAGGCUUGGCUCAGAAGAUCGAGAAGCACGAACUUCUUGAAAUGAGAAGAGUUGCUGCUUAUAUUUACAAGAAGGCUGGCCGAUGGAAGCUGUCAAUUGCUCUGUCCAAAAAAGACAAUCUUUACAAAGAUGCAAUGGAGACAGCUUCUCAGUCUGGUGAACGUGAACUUGCUGAAGAGUUGCUUGUUUAUUUCAUUGAGAAGGGGAAGAAAGAAUGCUUUGCUUCUUGCCUAUUUGUGUGCUAUGAUUUGAUUCGAGCAGAUGUUGCUCUUGAGCUAGCUUGGAUGAACAAUAUGGUUGACUUUGCCUUCCCAUAUCUCCUCCAGUUUAUCCGUGAAUACACAGGCAAAGUUGAUGAGCUAAUAAAAGACAAGAUCGAAUCUCAAAAUGAGGUUAAGGCAAAAGAGAAGGAAGAGAAGGACGUGAUCGCACAGCAGAAUAUGUAUGCUCAAUUGCUGCCUCUUGCUCUGCCUGCACCUCCGAUGCCCGGUAUGGGAGGACCAGGAAUGGGGGGAGGCUUUGGUCCACCUCCUCCCAUGGGUGGAAUGGGAAUGCCUCCAAUGCCACCUUUUGGAAUGCCACCCAUGGGCAGUUAUUGAGUUUUUGAGAAACAUUGAAGAUUUUCCAGGAAUUAAGAGCAGGAUAGCAGUUUGAGUUCUUCACUGAAGUGUGUGGCUGAGGGUAAAUUCCAUUUUUCAUUUUUGCAGAAAGGGUCUCGAGGUUUCUUUGAAAUAAUUGCUUUUGCUUUCAAAAGGUGUGUCUAUUAUUAGCUGUUGAUAAUUUUUUUUUUGGGGGGGGAUAGAACUAGAAGACAGCAUUCUUUUGGGCUAUUGUAGACGCCCAGCCAAGGGAUUUCUUGUAUUAUAAAACUAAUUUCGUUUCAUUUGUGUAUCCACGACCAAGAGAAUCACAUGAUUUCUAUGUUCUGGGGUGGACUUUUGGAUGAAAUUCUUUGAUCGGUUCACUUGGAAAAUGUCAUGACGGCGUCCAUUCUGGUGCUGUUCAAUCAAAGUGAUCCAUAAUUUGUCUUUUGG